Molecule: messenger RNA, 1830 nt
Organism: Closterium sp. NIES-65
Lineage: Eukaryota; Viridiplantae; Streptophyta; Zygnematophyceae; Desmidiales; Closteriaceae
Source: the annotation of a GenBank genome assembly
AUGGACGAAAAAGUGAAGCGCGAGAUCAAGAUCCUACGGCUCUUCAUGCAUCCGCACAUCAUCCGGCAGUACGAGGUGAUCGAGACGCCCACCGACGUCUUCGUGAUCAUGGAGUACGUCAAGUGCGGCGAGCUCUUCGAUUACAUCGUCGAAAAGGGCCGCCUCGCAGAGGAUGAAGCGCGCCGAUUCUUCCAGCAGAUCAUCAGCGGGGUGGAGUACUGCCAUCGCAACAUGGUGGUGCAUCGCGACUUAAAGCCCGAGAACCUGCUGCUGGACGGCAAGGGCAACAUCAAGAUCGCGGAUUUCGGGCUCAGCAACGUCAUGCGCGACGGGCACUUCCUCAAGACGUCCUGUGGCAGCCCCAACUACGCUGCUCCGGAGGUCAUUUCCGGGAAGCUAUACGCGGGACCUGAGGUGGACGUGUGGAGCGCGGGCGUGAUCCUGUACGCGCUGCUGUGUGGCAGCCUGCCGUUUGAUGACGAGAACAUUCCCAGCCUCUUCAAGAAGAUCAAGGGAGGCAUAUACACGAUCCCCGGCAACCUGUCAUCAGGCGCGCGUGACCUCAUUCCGCGCAUGCUGCUGGUGGAUCCGCUGCUGCGCAUCACCAUGCCCGAGAUCCGCCAGCACCCCUGGUUCUGCGCCAAGCUCCCGCGCUACCUCGCUGUUCCGCCCCCCGACACUGUCGAGCAGGCCAAACGGAUAGACCAGGACGUGUUGGCAGUGGUGGUGAAGAUGGGGUUCGACCAGCGCCAGCUCACGGAGGCUCUCAGGAACAGACAAGCCACCAAGGCUACAGUGGCAUACUACCUGAUGCUGGACAACAGGAGCCGGAUCGCAUCGGGCUACCUGGGAUCUGAAAUAGAAGAGAUCAAACAGCGGUCGCACGGGCAUCUCAUGGAGCUCGCAGCAGCAGGCGCGCGGGACGCACACGCGCAGCCAAACGCCAUUCAGCAGCGGCGAUCCGUGGGGGGGAACGCGGCUACCAUGGCCAUGAACAUGCACGGGGGCAUGGGCAGCGGGGGAGUGGGUGGAGGCAUGAUGGGGGGCUCUCCCGUGCAUCACCACUGUCGAGUUGUGGCGGAACGGAAGUGGGCGCUGGGACUUCAGUCUCGCGCCCAGCCAGUGGACAUAAUGACAGAGGUGCUGCGGGCACUGCAUGCGCUGCACGUGAGAUGGAAGAAAACAACCAAUCACACCGUCAGGUGCCGGUGGGAGGCCCCCACACCCUCCCGCCCCCUGCAAAUACACACUGACACUGGCGCACUGUUCACCGACACAGCCUCUGCUGCUGCCGCAGCGGGUGCAGCAGCGGUGUCAGGAGUAGGAGCAGGUGUGGGUUGGGAGUGUAGGGGAGCGAAGGUUGCUCCUGAGAUAGAUACUGGCGUGGGAGUGGGCACAGGAGCGAGGAUGGGUAUUGGUGUGGGGGCAGGGAUGUGUAGGGAGGGACAUUGCUGUUCAGGAGCAGUUUCGUGCAGUGCUGCUGAUGGUGGUGCUGGUGGCUGUGCUGCUGCCGGUGGUGGUGGUGGUUUCAGUGGAGGGGAGAGGGGAAGCAGCAAGGGGAUGGAACUGGAAGGAUGGCAGGGAGGCUCUGAUACCAGUUUUGGUGGGGCUGGGGAGAGCGAAAAGGCUCUUUCGCAGCAGAGGCAGCAGCAGGAGCGAGCGACUGAAGCGAUGUUUUCAGGGGAGUUGCGGAGAGUUCUCCGAUUCGAAAUGCAGUUAAUGCGUGUGCGCGAGGACAAGUAUUUGCUGGACCUACAGCACAUGGACGGCUCUCACAUGCUCUUCAUCGAUCUCGUCGCGCUCUUCCUCGCUGAACUGCACGUUGUGUGA